Calypte anna (Anna's hummingbird) is the source of this 3480-nucleotide messenger RNA. RefSeq names its product solute carrier family 25 member 47 (gene SLC25A47). Gene Ontology annotation, cellular component: mitochondrion. The record is from RefSeq and is a predicted model, not a curated record. The coding region runs from base 285 to 1172 and encodes 295 amino acids. NCBI's taxonomy places the organism in Eukaryota, Metazoa, Chordata, Aves, Apodiformes, Trochilidae. The transcript has 6 exons. Gene Ontology annotation, biological process: transmembrane transport. Gene Ontology annotation, molecular function: transmembrane transporter activity.
AACAGCAGGAGCUCUGGCGCAGCAUUGCAGGGAUUACUUAUUCACUGAAUUUCUGGAACAGCUCCAGGCCUCCUGUCUCUGCCUCCAGUGUACAAACUCAUUAAGUAUCCACAAGGCUCACAAUCCCCAGAGGCAAGAGAAAAUGGUAGGAAGGUGAUUCAUGUUGCAAAUCACACUGUCUCUGGAAGGACCUGCGGGGAACUGGAAAGACUGACCUGGUAUCCUGCCUUCUCCUACCCCCCUAACGCUUCCCCACGGUCAUUGAGGCGGCAGGCGCAGCCGGGAUGGAUUUUGUUGCCGGGGCCAUCGGAGGUGGUCUAAGCACAGCAGUGGGUUAUCCCUUGGACACAGUGAAGGUGAGGAUUCAGACUGAGAAGCAUUACAAAGGAAUUUGGCAUUGCAUUCAGGAAACAUACAGGACAGAAAAAGUCUGGGGAUUUUACAAAGGUGUGACUGCCUCAGUCCUCACAGUGUCGAUGAUUUCUUCUGUUUCAUUUGGCACUUACAAAAACAUCCUUUGUGCCAUCUGCAAGCUGCGAUAUGGGGCUGCAGAGGCCAAGCCAUCCAAGCUGGAUAUUUCUCUUGCCGGAGGUGCUGCUGGGGCUGUCCGGGUUGUGUUGACGACCCCUAGUGAAGUGGCUAAAGUUCGCAUGCAGACACAGAGGAAUCCACAUCCUUCCAUCACGUCUCCCCAGCCUGUUCCCAAGCCAAAGUACCGAGGAUCUCUGCACUGUCUGAAGGUUGUUGCCAAGGAGGAAGGUUUUGGGGGUCUCUACAAGGGCUGCUCUGCAUUACUCUGCAGGGAUUGCUCCUCUUCUGCAAUAUACUUUCUUACAUAUUCAGCUCUGUGUGACUGGCUCACACCAGCUGGGAAAAAUAAACCAGGUUUCCUGGUUGUGCUGCUUUCUGGUGGUUUCGCUGGAGUCCUGGCCUGGGCAUUAGCUACUCCCAUGGAUGUCAUCAAAUCACGGAUGCAAACAGAUGAAUCGGAGCAGCACAAGUACAAAGGCCUCAUCCACUGUGCUAGGGAGAGUGUGAGAAAGGAGGGUGCAAAAGUGCUUUUCAAAGGACUGAGUCUAAACUGCAUUCGUGCCUUUCCUGUGAACAUGGUGGUGUUUGUAACCUAUGAAGGUGUAAUGAGAUUUACAGAUCAUUAUACAAACAAAAAAUAGAUUGUGCCACUCUGUUCAGUGGUGUUUUUUUUUGGUAACACAACAUCCACUAAUGACUGCUCAAUGCCUCCUCCUUUGGUGGACAGCCUAAGAAGCACAAAAGUUGGAUCACUGAAGGCUUUGCUUUAUUCUUCUAGGAUUACAAACUCAUGAGGGAGUCUUGGAUUUAUAUACAAACUCCCUUUUAUUUUGUUAAUAUAUUUAGAUGGGUAGCUACUGCUGAGGCUUUUGAAACAUCUGCAAAUAUUUAUGCUCUGAAAAUCUGCUAGUCUGAUCACAGAUUUAAUUUCUACUGGCACAGAAAAUAAUUUUCAUGACCAAGGCAAAAAGCUGAGGGGAGUCUGUGAAAGAUCUAAUGCCGUGCAGUGUGUGCUCUUUACAUGCAGUGCCCGUAUUGUAAUUCACUGGGUCAGGCUGAAACUUGUCCUUCCCAGCUGUAAUUUUACCCAAGCACUUUACAAUUCUAUCCCUUUGGGAGGAGAUGAAAUAACUCCUUGCUUUUUCCUGCCCUGGACGUGGUCAGUUUACAUAACGGCUCUAAGGGCCUCACUGAAAAUGAAAGCAAACACGGGUUCCCGUAAACCAUGGGAUUUUCUCCCAGUGCAGCCCUGAGCCGGGCACCAUCGGGCCCCUCCUGGAGGCUGAGGCCAUCCCGGCUCUCCAGAGCCUCCAACCUCUUCUCACCCUGGAAGGAGGCAAAACCACUUUGCUGCUCAAAGGAAAGGCUGGCAGAAAAGCUGUGCACUAGCAGGGUUAGAAAGGGGAAUUGCAAAGCUGUAGCAUAUCAUUAAGACUUAUAACCAUUAAAAGGUUAGGGGCAGCCAAAUGGUUUUGGGGUUUUUUUUGUUUUGGUGUUUUGUUUUUGGUAUUUUUGUUGUUUUUUUGUUUUUUCAAAGGUACAUUCUGAGAGAAUUUCUGACUUUCCUAACAAUUAUUUCUUUGUCACAAAAGUGUAAAGUUUCAACAUGUCAGUUAAAAAAAAUGAACACCCAAAAUCCACACUGUUGCUUCAGAAGGGAAAGUCCCUAAAUAACCUGAAAUACUUUAAUUUGCUCAUCCUGCUUCAGGAGCAGCAUAAGUGUUUUCUAUUUCCAUUUUAAUCUCUGAAUGAUGGCAUCUGGAGCAGACUGGCCCCAGCCUCUGGCAGAUUGUGUUGAAAGUGCAUUUUUUGGAGGGCAAGAGCAAAGCUUUAUCUUUAAAAGAGUUCUUGUAUUCAGGGUUGAUAAUUUUCUGGUCCACAGCCACUUCUACCAGUUGAUAGCAUGGCCUUGGCCAGAUUGGCAGUAACUUUGCAGCAGACAUGACUUGUCAGCUACCCUGGCCAUAUAUAAAAAGAGGUCUUGUACUAAAAGGACAAGUUUAAAAAUUCCAGGUCCUACUAGGAAACAACAAAGGGCACCUCUUCCUCUCCAGAGUGUGACCAGUAAAAAGCUCCUGCACUGUCCCCACGAAAUCUAAACUUUUAAGUGGCUAUCGUUUUCACAGACAUGAUAUCAAACAACGAUCACAAUUAUUUUUCUCAAGUCUAUCCAGCUGUUGCAGCUCCAAGACCUGGUUUAAGAGACGAGAUAACCAGGUAGGUAUUCCUUAAAGAGAAGUAAAAUGAAAGACCCCAAACUGAAUUUGAUUGUUUCCCAAAGUGCUUAUGGCCUCUGCAACGUCUCACCCCCAUCUACAUCUUAGGGCAUCAGCACCAAACUUCCUUUAAUCAGAAAGUCCUUACAACAGUUAAGUCCUCAGGCUCUGGAAUUCCUCUUGAUGUGGUUCUUCAUCAUCCCCUACCCUCCAUCUGCAAGGGAUACAUUUGACUGAGUGCUGGAUAGCAAUUUAUCCCAGCUCUACCUAAAUAUUUUCUGGAAUCUAGGUUCUUUACACUGAAUUAUUCUCAACUGAUCUUGUUCUCAGGCAUUACAUCUUUUGAACAGAAACACCAAUAAAAAGCCUACAAAACAGACUAAACAGCCACUUAUUGUUAGUCAGUCUUGAUACAAACUGUGGUCAGCUCAAGGUUUGAAAAUAAAGUAAUUCAGCUUUCCUAAUAGACUUCAUUCUGAUGAGUAAAAAUGUCUCCUCCUGUGGGUGUAACUGAACUUCAUCUGUUUUCAAGAACAAGGUAUUCCAGAAAAAUGGUAAAAAUAAGUGGGAACAACUGUGAAAGCCAGUGCAAGGGAUCCUAGGGUAUUCAGUGCCAUGUAGAAGCAGGUUCUCAUGUGGGCUGAACAAACACUACACAAGAGGGAAGCUGUACCUUCAAGGUAGCUUACUGUAGGUAACUACUUUGCAAUCCACCCCCUUCACAAGCCUUUAC